Messenger RNA from Lodderomyces orthopsilosis Co 90-125, 3318 nucleotides. RefSeq lists its product as uncharacterized. The transcript has a single exon. Bases 1 to 3318 code for a protein of 1105 amino acids. Gene Ontology annotation, molecular function: protein binding. NCBI's taxonomy places the organism in Eukaryota, Fungi, Ascomycota, Pichiomycetes, Serinales, Debaryomycetaceae. The record is from RefSeq and is a predicted model, not a curated record.
AUGAAUGGGAAAGACGUCAGUACUGGUAAUUUGACAACUGGUGGAAAGAUAAGAGAUCAACGAGAGGCAAAUCUGAAGAGGGUAAAUAACUCAUAUCUAAAUAAUUCUAAUCUCACUGCAAAUCAUUCAAAAGAAAACCAAACAGAUAAAAACUUGAAGCACCAGUUUUCCCAACCUUCAUUUCUCAAUCCUAGACAACCAUCAGUAUACCAAAAACGAGUCAACUAUAUUCCAAAUACAAAUUUUUCGGGAAACAAAAGCUCACUUUUGAUACAAGAUGAUGACAACUCUCCUCAACCUUCUGUCCCCAACACAUUCCACUACAAAUCUCAUCCCAAUGCAAAAUCAAAAGAAUUGGGUCGAAGCAUACUUGUUGAAGAUGAUCAGCAUAACUCGCUGCGCCAAAACUCACAUUCAUUUGGGGUUACGCCGCAAUGGAUGCCAGAAGAAUUGAACGAGAAAUGGACCCAACCUUUGACCAAUGACGACCCAAACAUAAACACAGGAAGCAACCUUUUGAACCAGAAUAUCGGAUCCAUGGAAUUUCAACAUAGCAGUACAGUAAUACAUAAUUCAGGUUUGCAAAUGAACGAAAAUCUUCCAUGGAAAUCAGGGCUUGAAAGUCCGGCUGAAAAAAACUUGCGGGGAAUAUUUCACAAUUCAAAGGAGUUAUCCAACAAGGAAGCAACAACGUCUACUGUAACCUCCACUCCUGUGGGCACAACUCGGAGGGUUUUGUCAACAUUGCGCCCCGUGACCUUUAAUUCAAACGAAUUGAAACCUCAAUCACCUUUAAAGUUGUACAAUGACAAUUACGAUACAUUCACAAGAAACAAACUCGAGGGUGUUUUACAAAACAUUGCAUCAAAUAAAAACACACCAGCUCAGAUUAAUGACGAGCCAAACCCGAAAAGAGCAGACUUACAAAUGCCUCCAUUAAUUGAAAACUUACAGACGUCGAAUAUACCUCCUAGACUAAGCAUUAAGGACUUUACCAAGACAAAGUCAUAUACUGCCAGUGCAUACAAAGUCAAUGCAGAUAAUGUCUUCUCCGAGCUCAUGAAGAAGGGCCCUCAGGGGAAUAUAGAUCGCAUGAGAAGUGUAUCCAAGGAAACUGCAACCUCCACACCAAAGAGGAAUACUAUAUACGCGGAGGAGAAUCACGACAGUCACUACUCAUCAUUCAGUACUGGGUACAGCUCAGAAGAAAAAAGUGUCCUCGUCAAUGCAAAUGUACAACAAAAUCGGAUCUCAACCGAGUUUACUUCAAUAACCAAUGACUCUGAGAGUCGUAGCGAGAUGGAAAUGAAUGAAAUCGAUUCAGAAAUGACUUUUGAGUCACGGUCAGAGAUGGCGGAGGAGAUAAAUGACUUGCAAAAAUCGUUGUACACACAAGAUUUUUCGAACUCACAUAAGUCAGGCAGUGAGCGACUAGGAUCAUCAAGGACUCUUGAAAGUGACCAACUGAACCAUUUAGAACCAAUGCACUUGAACAGCAAUGAAAAGGACUCAAUCGGUACAAUCAAAUUAAAAUCAAAAUCCGAGUUACGUGGCAGGUUUAUCACCCCUGUUGUCAAUGGCAAGGUAGAACCAAAUAUUAGCUUAUGUCAUGAUUAUCCGGGAAUGGUUUUUGAUCCUGUCAACCUAAAAUGGAUCAGUGUUGAUGAACAGAAUAAAACAUUGGAUAAUAUAGCCGACUUAACUGAUGAUGAAAUUGAAUUGACUGGCAUUUUGAAAAAGGAGAGGUCAAGGGCCAGAAAGGGUAACUUUGAAGUGUCAUUUCAGGACCAGAACUCUUUCAGUAAAAGCUCUGAGACACAUGAUAAUGGUUUAGUUGCGGGCGACGUUACAAAAGUAUCCCAGAUAAUGGAUGCUUCUUUUUCCGAGUCCAGAAAGAAGCUAGUGUCUUCUUUAACCAAUGUUUUGGAUUUAAAAUUGGGAAUCUCCGCAUGGAAGGAAGUUGAAAGUUUAGAUUUGUCUCACUGUGAAUUGAGUUCUUUGAUUGAUUUGUUCGAGUUUGUACCUAAAUUAAAAGAGUUGAAGGUGACAAACAAUCACAUAAAGUACUUGGCUGGUCUUCCUAGUAGUAUACGAGAACUUGACUUGUCUGCAAACGAAGUUGAAAACAGAAGCUCAUUUUCUGAAUUAAGAGAUUUACAUCGCCUCACACUCGAGCACAACUUUUUAACUGAAACAACAAACAUUUCUGGAUGCAUCCAUUUGACGGUGUUGAAACUAUCCCAUAAUGGUAUUGAUGAUAUUAGUGGUUUGAAGAACUUAUCUAAUUUGGUUUCCUUGGAUUUGUCCUUCAAUAAGGUAAAGCAAUUGAAUUUGAAAGAAUAUGAUUGGACGAAUCUUCAAGAAUUGGAUGUAUCAAACAACAUAAUUGAGGGCAUAGAGAAUAUAAACCACCUUUAUUCGUUGCGAAUUUUGAACUGUAACAAAAACCAGAUAUCCAAAAUAGACUUUGCUAGUACAAGCUUGAGGAAAUUGUUACUCAACCAGAACAAUUUGAGUUAUAUAGAUCUUAGAGGCUUGAGACAAUUGUAUUGUGUGAGAUUUGAUGGCAAUGUUGUUACACAUCUUGAGUUUCCCAGGCAUAACCUUAUUGAACUAAUAUCGAUGAAGUCGCAGCCAAAUAUGAGCCAAAUUUGGAAUAAUUCUGCUCCACAAUGUGAUCAAUUGCAUUACUUGGACCUAUCGGGUAAUACUUUCUUGCCAACUAAUAGCUUUCCACUCAUUAACGAGCUAACAUUAUCUGCCAUGAAUUUGAGCCAGUUGCCUACUGAUUUUGCUCAAUUGUUUCCAAAUGUACAAUAUUUAAACCUAAACUUCAAUAAGUUGCAGUCUGUUGAGCCAUUGACUCCUUUAAAGGGAUUAAAAAAGUUGUGGCUCGUGAGCAACAAGUUGAGCAAUUUUUACCUCACGAUGAAACAACUCAGAAGUUCUAAUAAAAAGUUGGUUUUGCUAGAUCAGAGAUUGAACUCCUACAACAAGUCAUUUUAUGACUUUAUUUUCACACCGGAUGAGACCAAUGUUGAUAUUGAGUUAGCUACUGUUGAGGACAUAGAGGUGUUUGCUGAAAGAUUGGAUGAAAUGGAUCGCACUCAAGAAUGGGAGGAACGAGACGAAGCUUUUCAACGGCAAUUGGAAACCAGAAGGGAUAUGAAUACAAUCAAGGGGAGAGAAGUGUAUCAAAGUUCAACAAUUAUGUUUUUCAAGCAUUUGAGGAGUCUCGAUGGAAUUCCAAUCACCAAUGCUUACCGGCGUGAUGCUUAUCUAUUAUAUAGAAAAUUAUUCCCCAAAAGAAGUAAAUAG